Molecule: messenger RNA, 2951 nt
Organism: Jaculus jaculus (lesser Egyptian jerboa)
Lineage: Eukaryota; Metazoa; Chordata; Mammalia; Rodentia; Dipodidae
Gene: Gpbp1
Product: GC-rich promoter binding protein 1
Exons: 13
Coding region: 1158-2639 (493 amino acids)
Biological process (GO): DNA-templated transcription; positive regulation of DNA-templated transcription
Cellular component (GO): nucleus
Molecular function (GO): DNA binding; RNA binding
Source: RefSeq, a predicted model, not a curated record
ACCGGAAAAUUAAAAAAAAAAAAAAACCAAACAACAAACCAAAAGAAAAAAAAAACAAAAAAAAAAGACCAAACCAAACACCACGUCCUCCCGGGGAUCGAGCGCAAGCGGCAACUCUCCCCAGGCCUUGGGGCAGCUCUGCUGGGGUCGAAGGUGAUUGAAUCAUGCAGAUAUGAAGAUCAUCUAGGUUUUGUAUAAGAGGUCCCGGAUAUUUCAAGUGGCCAUUUUGGAAUUAUAAUAAUUUUGGGGGGGUAGUUUUGCUCCAGAAGUUUAUUCAAAUUGGCAAGAAUCAUCUCUCAAGUGAAGUGAUAGUAGUGAACACAUUCGGCGAGACCCGGUCGUUUCUUCGAUCCUUCGGUUCGAACGGAUUAUAUAACUGGUUAAAGUGUUGCAGCUGGUGGCCUGUGUGCCUCACCUUCCCCAAUCCCUCUCCUGGUGUUGGCAGUUCUUCAGCCCAAACUGUAAGAUAUGUUUGAUUUGUGUACCGAGUAGUUUCAGCAGUUUCAAAUUACUGUUUAAACAUUGCUGAAGUUUUAUGGCGGUUUCUUUUUACUUUUAUUAAAAAGUUUUAGGAGUUUUUGACCUCAGCUCUUUUCAUGUUUCAAUGGGACAGCUUUUCUAAAUGAAGACAUUGAAGGAAUACAGAUUUUUUUUCUUUUUAUGUUUUAUUUACAUGGGAAUUUGAGAUGUUCCACUUUCCCACCAGCAUGGUAGUAUUCAGAUAGCUAUCUGUGUAUAUGCUGAUGUUUGGAAAUACUCUUCAGAUGUGAAGUUUUCUUUUUGUUUCUGCUUCUUGGGUCCUAAAAUUGGCUAUUUCAUCUGGAGUGGAUAAGUACAACAGUGACAAGUACAUGGAAUAAUAAAGAAGACUUUGCUCUUAUUCCAAGGAACUUGGCUAAUUCUGGAGGUAGCCAUAUGAAAACUUGAAAACAGGAAUAUGGGUAGCUGACUUGAAGUAGCUCUAUGUCAAAUAGUCAUAGUUUAAGUAUCUUCAAAGAACUUGGAUAUUAUUUCAGAGGAUACAACAUCAAAAACCAAACUGGAAAACAACGAUCAUAGAGAGAAAACCAACGCCUUCCUGCGCGGUCCUGUUGGAAUUUGGACUUGCCAUGAGGUGUUGAAGCCUUGUUUCACUGAGUUGGAGAGACUGGACCUAAAUGGCGCAGCAUGACUUUGCUCCAGCCUGGCUUAAUUUUCCUACUCCACCAUCAUCAACAAAGUCAUCAUUGAAUUUUGAGAAACAUUCUGAAAAUUUCUCAUGGACAGAAAAUCGUUACGAUGUGAGUCGUCGACGACACAACUCUUCAGAUGGCUUUGAUUCUGGUAUUGGACGUUCUAGUGGAGGUAAUUUUGGGAGGAAAGAAAAAAAUGGAUGGCGUACGCAUGGCAGAAAUGGUACUGAAAACAUAAACCAUCGAGGGGGAUACCAUGGUGGAAAUUCCCGUUCUCGUAGCAGUAUUUUCCAUUCUGGAAAGAGCCAAGGACUACAUGAAAACAGCACACCUGACAAUGAGACUGGGAGGAAAGAAGACAAGAGAGAGCGCAAACAGUUUGAGGCUGAGGAUUUUCCGUCUUUAAACCCUGAAUAUGAAAGAGAACCAAACCAGAAUAAGUCUCUAGCUGCAGGUGUGUGGGGCCUACACGCCCAGACACACACAUACCCAACCAAAAAAAUCUCCCAAGCUCCUCUCUUAGAAUACCCUCCGAACCCUCAGUCUAGAGCGCCAAGGAUGCUGGUCAUUAAGAAAGGGAAUGCAAAAGACUUACAGCUCUCUGCAUUCCCAGUAGCAGGAAACCUCCAGCCGCAGCCAGUUAAGAAUGGAACUGGUCCAAGUGUUUAUAAAGGCUUAGUCCCAAAACCUGCUGCACCACCUACAAAACCUACACAAUGGAAAAGCCAAACUAAAGAAAAUAAAGUUGGAACUUCUUUUCCUCAUGAAUCUACAUACGGUGUUGGCAACUUUAAUGCUUUUAAAUCAGCUGCCAAGAGCAUUAGUCCAUCAACAAACUCAGUGAAAGAGUGUAAUCGCUCCAAUUCAGCUUCACCUGUUGACAAACUUAAUCAGCAGCCUCGUCUAACCAAACUGACACGGAUGCGAACUGAUAAGAAGAGCGACUUUCUGAAAGCCUUGAAGAGAGACCGAGUGGAGGAGGAGCAGGAGGACGAGAGCCGCGCUGGCUCAGGGAAGGAUGAAGAGUCAUUUAAUUUGCAUAACAGCAACAGUACUCACCAAGAAAGAGAUAUAAACAGAAACUUUGACGAGAAUGAAGUUCCUCAAGAGAAUGGCAACGCCUCAGUCAUUUCCCAGCAGGUCAUCCGGUCCUCAACCUUUCCACAGACCGAUGUUCUCUCCAGUUCACUUGAGGCAGAACACAGAUUAUUAAAGGAGAUGGGCUGGCAAGAAGACAGUGAAAAUGAUGAAACAUGUGCUCCUUUAACUGAGGACGAAAUGAGAGAAUUCCAAGUUAUUAGUGAACAGUUACAGAAGAAUGGUCUGAGAAAAAACGGUAUUUUGAAAAAUGGCCUGAUUUGUGACUUCAAGUUUGGACCCUGGAAAACCAGCACUUUCACACCCACACUUGAGAACGAGGACACAGAGACGAGCAGCAGUGACACGUCGGAUGACGACGACGUGUGACCAGACGCCCCGACAGCGUGGUGCAUCUCAUGCGGUUUGGGGUGAACUGUAAAAAUGAAGAACUAUAAUUUAUGUAGUGAAAUACCCCAUUAGAAGGUGAUUUUGGGGGAACUUCAAUAUGAAGAAAACCAAGAACGUCGUGUCGGGCUGUGCUGAGCAUCCUCUCUUGUACUGAGUGUUGUGACGUGAGGACUUGGGCUGGUCCGGCGCUGGCUUUCUCCAGCCCUGCAGCGUUCUCUGACUCGCAAUGUGACGAUGUAACAGAUGAGAGUUUCUCAUUCAAUAAUAAAAAAUUGUGUAAUGUUUUGCAAA